AUGCAGGAAGAGUUCUCUAAGAAGAAUCAGCCUUAUCUUUCACUGCACAUUGAAGAGGAAAUUGAAGGUGUCAGCACCUCCAGUUCUUUUACGAAAAGUGAUACUGCUCUUCAUUCCACUGAAGUUGAUUUUUCUGAAGUAAGUCCAACAUCUGAGGACACUUGUCAGGUUCCAAGUACUUCAAGCAAAGAUAUAUGUAUGGACUUACAUGAGGAAGGUAUUCCAAAGUCAGAAUCUAAUAUUCCAGUGGCAAAUAAUGAUGACAAUACUGAUGAGAAACCUAAGAAGGGAUUGUUACUUCUCAGGGAGUAUGCAGACAGUGGAAAAAUUACUGAAGAAGUUGUUGUAAAUUCAAGUGGAGAUAAAUCCAAAGAAACUGCAGUAGAUAAGUCAAGUCAAGAGACUACCAAUGCUCAGUGUGGCAGCAUUGCAGAGGUUGUCACAUCAAGUGAAACUCCCAGCAAGGAUGAAGCUUGUAGCAGUGGAGUUGCCAAUGACCUCCUUUUUUCUGAUGACAAAACGUCAUUCAUAGGAGAGAACAAAGGUGCCUUAGACAUUAAAACUUUGGUAAGUGACAGUCUCACAAAAAGUGACAAAGCAAAGGAGGAUGGUCAACUUUCUGCUUCAGACUCUAGUGACAGUGAAAAGUCCUCUGACAGCAAGAAGGACUCCAAGAAAUCUAAGAAAGAUAAAAGCAAAAAAAAGGAUAAGAAGAGAAAAAAAAAGAAACAUAAGAAACAGAAGCAAGAGGUUGAAAGACAAGAACCACCUGAUAACAGAGGUACUAUACAUGAAAGGGGAAAGUAUUUGCUUGUGGCAUGUUCUUGUGUCUGUUUCCUGAUUUGUUUUGUUUCUUGUGUCUGUUUCCUGAUUUGUUUUGUUUUAAUGUACUAACAUAUACACUAUUAUUUUGAACUCUUACUUUAAGGUCUUGGUAACAUGUGCUUCAUUAGGUUACAUACACAUGCCACUUGUGCCAUGGUGGGUGUGUAACCAAAUCCAUUGCCAAAUCUCAGCCUGUACUAAGGGCAGUGCUCUAAUAAUUAUUAUGUCUUAAUGUACUCCUUUGUUUAAGAAGACCUAUGCAACCCAUUCUUUUUAAUUUGAAGAUGUUGAUGAAAAGAAAGAAAAGGAUCAAAACAGACCCCAAGGUAAAGGAAGAAGCAAGAGUAGGAGUCACAGUAGAAGCAAACUUGAAAGCCGCACUAAAAGCUCAGAAAAAUCUGAGAACCCAAAGCCUCUGAAGUUCUCCAGAAGUAGAAGUAGAGAUAGAUUUUCAAGGCAUCAUCAUCACAGCAGGAGUAGAUCACAUGAAAAAGAUAGAAAGUUAAAGCAUUGUAGUGAGAGAUCAAGAAGAUCCAGAAGCUGUUCAUCUAGUAAAAGACAUUCACCAGCAAAGAGAAAUACACUCUCCAAAUAUCAGUCAUCUAGGGGUAGAUCCUGGAAUAGAAAUAACUCACCAUCAGUGAAGAGGAAUGAGAGGCACCACUCAACUUCCAGGACAAGAUCAUCCAAAAGAGACUAUCCCUCAUCUAGAAAAAGGAAUUUAUCACAAAGCCCGUCACCUCGUAAGCACAGAGAUAAUAGAAAGAGCAGAUCACCAGAAAGACAUUCCUGUUCUUCAGAAAGAAAAGGUGCUCCUCCUGUAAAGAACAGGAGGUCCCACAGCAAUAAAAAUAAUUCAGUUCCUAGACAAUCAAGAUCUCCAAAUAAAAGGGAACAUAAAAGCAGAUCUUCACCAUCAAGAAAGCUGUCGCACCGCACAUCUUCAGCAUCAGACAGCCUUGACUCAGGACACUUUACGAACAUUCCAUUGACUCUGCCAAACAAACAAGAAGAUCAAGUUAUUGGCAGAAAAGAAUCAGUAGAAAAGAUACCAGGAGUAGAACUUGCAAUGGAGGCUAGUGUUGUAUUAAAAUCUGAAGUAGAUAUAGAGAAGCAAGUGUCUCCUUCAGACAGUCCACUGAAAGUAUGGGAGGAUGAAUUUGAUUUUGUGUUCACAGAGCGGCUGUCACCCAAAGAUGGAACUGAAAAGACAGUGGAAGAUGUUCUUUUUGGAAAAGAAAUAAUAGAUCCAAAGACUCCUGACUCCCUCAAAAGUAAAGCUACCAAAGAGAGGUAAAUUCUGGUUAUCAUAAUGACAAGAAAAACUAAUCCCUAAAGCAAGAAAGUGUUAUACACUGUACACAUACAUGUAAAUGGUACAUUGUAGUGGGGGCUGAUAAUUGCAGUUGCAUAUGACUCAUACUAGAAGUUAGAUAUUAACAUUGGGUAGAAAGUAAGCAACUCACUGAAACUGUCCAGACAGUGUAAAUCCUAUCACUUCCAGGAAAGACCAAAAAUUACAUGCAUCAAAUUAUCAUUUACAUGCAGAAAGGUGAUAAGAAGAAAGAAAAAUGUCAAAUGGACUCAUUUAGGAUGUAGUUUUAACCCCAAUUCUGUGAACUGAAUUUACAAGACAUGUACUCUUACUAGCAGUCAGUGUAGAGAAUUAAUAUGUAGACCUGGGUGAGGAAAGGGCAAUUUUACAUUUGUAUUUUUUUCAGUCCCUAGUCACAGUCAGUGUCUGUCAUCUUUUAUUAACCUGUGAGUUUGUCUUUUCUUGAAGCCUCAAAAGUAACGACAGUAGAGCAUCCCUUGCCAAGGAAGUUAAAAAACCCAAAGAGGAACCACAAAAUAAGGAAAAGGAAGAGUCAGAAAAGAAAAAAAGUCAGCAAUGUAAAGAACCCAGUUCAAAAUCCAAGCAAGAAAAUUCUAAGGUUAAAGAUGCUAAGAAAGUUCCAAAUGCGUCUAAGUUAAAGGAUAGCAUUGGUGAAUUGAAACCAGUUAAAAGCAAUUGUGUAAAAACAUGUAACACCGAUGGUGUCCAAAAGACUACUGAUGAUAGUACUGUACAUCAGAGUGCAGAGGAGUCUGGGAAAUCAGCCUUUAUGCCUUCAAAGUUUGAAUCUAUACCCUUCUUAGGGGAUACUCCACCUGGUGCCAUCUCAGAAAACAGAGAACUUCAACUCCCAAUAAUCCCAGCUCCAGGAGGUAGGGGUCUCUUACCCACUCCUUCAUUUCCUGCCCACCCCUGGGUACAACUGAAUAGUAUAGUGCAUGGUGUUGGUCUCAACAAACCUAAGGGUUCUCAAAGUCUUUUACCUAAACCUGGGACACUUCCAAAUAUUCCUGCCAAAGAUGGUAACAUUGACAAAAUAAGGAAAAACUUAAGUUCCAGUCCUAUGGACAUGGAGAUGUCAUCACCAGAAGGGGAUAUCAUUGACAAACUUAAUGAAGAAUUUUGGAGACAGCAGGAACAGCAAAAUCAAGACAAUGCAAAGAAUAUGGAUCAUGAGGGAAUAGAACUAGACUCUAUUAAGAAUGACCAGUAUUCAGUUGAUGAACCUUAUGAGCCUGAAACUGGUGUUUUGAUCAGUGAUGAAUUUGAAGAGGAUUUGGAUAGCAUAACUGAUCCUAAUGAGAGGAAAAAACUAGAGAAAAAGCAGCAGAAGGAGAAAACUAAAGUACAGGUAUGAUGGUUUUAGAGGUUCAAAAUUAAUACUUGUUUUACUGGUCGUAACCCUUUGACUCAGCAUCUAAUCUCUCCAUAUAAUAUCACUCCUCAAUCAAACAUUAAGGUAACAAGAAUUUAGUAAAUGAUCAGCAACUUGGCUGUUUAACAAAUUCUCCUCAUCAGCACUUUAAGAAAUGUAUAGAGAAUGGUAUGGAGAAUAUGCAUAUUGAUGUUAGGGCAUAAAUGGUUUCUUCUCUAGGAGAGCAGUGAAAGUAAUCCAACUAAUGUGGCAAUCGAUUCAAAACUUAAACAUUCCCCCUCCCUCCCCUAAGCAACCUCCUGGCCAUUUGAGUCUUAACAGUGAAGAAAUUUAUGGAAUUUCAACUCAAUCUCUAACUUUCCCUCAUGAAGGGCAAUUCUUUUGAUACCCAUGCCAUGAUUAGGACCUCAGCUUUGAGCCAUUGAAUUUGCUCUUCACCCUCUCCACCUUGGAUUAUAAAUGAACACCAGCAUAGUGACAGGAAAACUGUACAAAUUUUAGGGAGUAAUCAUGGAGUGAAAACAGGGAAACAGUGCUCCCAGUCCACUUGGUUAGUAAUACUUGGCCUACGUUUAACUAUUCCGUUGGUUUUCCUGUAGGAACUGAUAGACAGGCUCCAUCGCCAGGCCAGGGUGGAAGAAGAAGUGAAACAUGUUCUCAAAGCAUACUACAAACACAAGGAUAUUAGCAAAGAACAGUAUAAGAGUAUUCUCAGAAGAGCUGUUCCACAGGUUUGUUGCAGACAUUUUACCUUGUAACCUGUCAACAUCUUUCCAGAAAUAACUAUUCACAAUUGGUUGUCAUAAGUGAUCAUACUUUGGAUGUGUGGCUGUUGAAGCUUGAAAUCCAUAGAAUGAUUUGAAGGCUCAAUGGUGAUGCAACAGUACAUGUGUUGGACUCCAUAUGGAUAGGUUUAUGCUUAACCUUGUCUAGAUCAUUCAUGAUGGAAGCACUCUUAAGCAACAGACAAUUAUAUAUUUACCUUUAGACUACAAGCUAAAUUAUGCAGACAUUUUUAUUGGUUUGCAAUUAUGGUUUAUCUGAGAACAGGUGCAUAGAUGACAUCAUCAUUAACAACAUUUGCUCCUUUAUUAUAUUAAACAGAUUGAUUGCAUUUUGUGGUGGGUCUGUCCACUAAUAGAUCACAGAUGUCAUCAAAGAAUGCUAUGAGAACAUCAGUUACACACUCUGCUGCACCUUGUGGGCCACUUUUUUUUAUUCAUACUUCAUUUUGGCGUUAUCUGUGAUCUGUUGCAGAACAGACACACAGCAACAUGGAAUUUAUUUGUUACUUAGAUUUGACAACUGCAUGCAUGGAAAUUGACUUACACUUUGUAUGUAUGAUUCUGUUUUCUUCAACAAGGCAAUACACUUCUACAGAAGUUUCAUUGAGGUGGAAAACAAAAGUUUCUCCUUAACUGCUUUUAAAAGCCUCUGAAUUGUGUUAUUUUCCAUUUCAUUGUAGAUAACAAGCUCUAGCAGUGCCAUUGACCCAGAGAGAAUCAGAUCAUUUGUGAAGAAGUGCAUAGUGAAGAUGAAGAAAAAGCAUCGUGAUUCUUAGUUUUCUAGGUGCUCAAACAAUUGUUUUAUUACUGCAGAAGCUUGUUUAUUGGCUAUUUAAACAGGCAUCAUAUCGUGCAAUAUUUUCCCACCAAAGCAGUUAGUUGCUUUUUAAGAUGGCUAUUCAGAAUAUCAAGGGACUUAUGUCACAUUACUUUGGAUGAUUCCCAGCCUCAAAGAAUAAACUUUGAAAAUAAUCAUUUUAAAAAAUGAUUGUGUUGUGUGAAGACAAACCCUUUGAUCUUUUGUACCCUAACAUCAAUAUCCAUCUUCUCCAUGCUCUUUUUUAUGUACUGAGAAGGAGAAUUUGUUUGACGAUCAAAGCUUCCUAGGUUGGCAAUAAUUUCCUUCAUUCUCAUGAUCCUAAAGAGUGAUUCAGCAGUAUUACACUAAGAGGAGAGAAGAUGCUGGUCACUCUUAAGGUUUUAGGGGAUAAGAAGUCAUAUUAUAUUAAAAAGGGAAAGGAUGGAAAAAAAAUUACCAUGAACUGCACAUGGAAUACUCGUUAAUUCAGACUCAGUUUUUCAAGAUGAACACAAUUUUUAGAUCUUUUGUGAAUCAGUUACAUUAAUACAAAUAAACAGAAAAAUAAGCUCCUUUUAAUGAUCUGUCUCAAUGAUAGCCAUAUUGUUUUGUAACGUGUAAUAGUUGCCUCUAGAUUCAACCACUAGGGCUACAUUAUAGCACAUUGUGUUGGUGGAGGUUUUGCCAAGGUUAUCCUUCUUAACUAAUGAUUGUUCGUUAAAAGUUGUGCCUGUGAGAUGUGGAUGUUUUUUCAAAUCUCAAUUUCAUCAAGUUGAUUGUAUUGCAGUUCUAAUAUUGAAUAAAUCAUGG
Messenger RNA from Pocillopora meandrina, 5930 nucleotides. The record is from the annotation of a GenBank genome assembly. NCBI's taxonomy places the organism in Eukaryota, Metazoa, Cnidaria, Anthozoa, Scleractinia, Pocilloporidae.